AUGGCUGCUAAACAAAUAAAUGAAGCCACUGAACAAGAGAGUCGCCGAAACCGGCCAGGAGAGUCGCCAAAACCAGCCAGGAGAAUCACCAAAACCGGCCAGGAGAGUCACCAAAACCGGCCAGGAGAGUCGCCAAAACCGGCCAGGAGAAUCACCAAAACGGGCAAGGAGUCACCAAAACCGGCCAGGAGAGUCACCAAAACCGGCCAGGAGAGUUGCCAAAACAGGCCAGGACAGUCGCCAAAACCGGCCAGGAGAGUCACCAAAACCGGCCAGGAGAGUUGCCAAAACCGGCCAGGAGAGUCGCCAAAACCGGCCAGGAGAGUCGCCAAAACCGGCCAGGAGAGUCACCAAAACCGGCCAGGAGAGUCACCAAAACCGGUCAGGAGAGUCGCCAAAACCGGCCAAGAAAGUCGCCAAAACCGGCCAGGAGAGUCACCAAAACCGGCCAGGAGAGUCACCAAAACCGGUCAGGAGAGUCGCCAAAACCGGCCAGGAGAGUCACCAAAACCGGCCAGGAGAGUCACCAAAACAGGCCAGGAGAGUCACCAAAACAGGCCAGGAGAGUCGCAAAAACCGGCCAGGAGAGUCGCCAAAACCGGCCAGGAGAGUCACCAAAACAGGCCAGUAGAGUCACCAAAACAGGCCAGGAGAGUCACCAAAACUGGCCAUGCGAGUCGCCAAAACCAGCCAGGAGAGUCGCCAAAACCGGCCAGGAGAGUCGCAAAAACCGGCCAGGAGAGUCAACAAAACCGCCAGGAGAGUCACCAAAACCGGCCAGGAGAGUCACCAAAACCGGCCAGGAGAGUCGCCAAAACCGCCAGGAGAGUCACCAAAACCGGCCAGGAGAGUCACCAAAACCGGCCAGGAGAGUCACCAAAACCGGCCAGGAGUCACCAAAACCGGCCAGGAGAGUCACCAAAACCGGCCAGGAGAGUCACCAAAAUCCGGCCAGGAGAGUCACCAAAACCGACCAGGAGAGUCAUCAAAACCGGCCAGGAGAGUCACCAAAAUCCGGCCAGGAGAGUCACCAAAAUCCGGCCAGGAGAGUCACCAAAACCGGCCAGGAGAGUCACCAAAACCGGCCAGGAGAGUCACCAAAACCGGCCAGGAGAGUCGCCAAAACCGGCCAGGAGAGUCACCAAAACCGGCCAGGAGAGUCGCCAAAACCGGCCAGGAGUCACCAAAACCGGCCAGGAGAGUCACCAAAACCGGCCAGGAGAGUCGCCAAAACCGGCCAGGAGUCACCAAAACCGGCCAGGAGAGUCGCCAAAACCGGCCAGGAGAGUCGCCAGUACCGGCCAGGAGAGUCACCAGUACCGGCCAGGAGUGUCGCCAAAACCGGCUAGGAGAGUCACCAGUACCGGCCAGGAGAGUCACCAGUACCGGCCAGGAGAGUCACCAGUACCAGCAAAGAGAGUCACCAGUACCGGCAAGGAGAGUCGCCAGUACCGGCCAGGAGAGUCGCCAGUACCGGCCAGGAGAGUCACCAGUACCGGCCAGGAGAGUCACCAGUACCGGCCAGGAGAGUCACCAGUACCGGCCAGGAGAGUCACCAGUACCGGCCAGGAGAGUCACCAGUACCGGCCAGGAGAGUCACCAGUACCGGCCAGGAGAGUCGCCAGUACCGGCCAGGAGAGUCACCAGUACCGGCCAGGAGAGUCACCAGUACCGGCCAGGAGAGUCACCAGUACCGGCCAGGAGAGUCGCCAGUACCGGCCAGGAGAGUCGCCAGUUCCGGCUAGGAGAGUCGCCAGUACCGGCCAGGAGAGUCGCCAGUACCGGCCAGGAGAGUCGCCAGUACCGGCCAGGAGAGUCGCCAGUACCGGCCAGGAGAGUCGCCAGUACCGGCCAGGAGAGUCGCCAGUACCGGCCAGGAGUGUCACCAGUACCGGCCAGGAGAGUCACCAGUACCGGCCAGGAGAGUCACCAGUACCGGCCAGGAGAGUCACCAGUACCGGCCAGGAGAGUCGCCAGUACCGGCCAGGAGAGUCACCAGUACCGGCCAGGAGAGUCGCCAGUACCGGCCAGGAGAGUCGCCAGUACCGGCCAGGAGAGUCACCAGUACCGGCCAGGAGAGUCCCCAAAACCGGCCAGGAGAGUCACCAAAACCGGCCAGGAGAGUCGCCAGUACCGGCCAGGAGAGUCACCAAAACUGGCCAGGAGAGUCGCCAGUACCGGCCAGGAGAGUCACCAAAACCGGCCAGGAGAGUCGCCAAAACCGACCAGGAGUGUCGCCAAAACCGGCCAGGAGAGUCGCCAGUACCGGCCAGGAGAGUCACCAGUACCGGCCAGGAGAGUCACCAGUACCGGCCAGGAGAGUCGCCAGUACCGGCCAGGAGAGUCACCAGUACCGGCCAGGAGAGUCGCCAAAGCCAGAAGUCAAAGAAGCUAAUUAACACCGACGAAAACUUUUCUUCUGUGAAAUUACAUCAAUAUUUUUUGUUGUGUGUCUGGGUGGACCCGACACGACGACGACCCCGAGACGACGACCCCGAGACGACGACCCCAAGACGACGACUCCGAGACGACGACCCGAGACGACGACUCCGAGACGACCUCCCGAGAAGACGACCCGACACGACGACCCCGAGACGACGACCCCGACACGACGACGACCAGAAACGACGACCAGAGACGACGACCCCGAGACGACCACCUGUGACGACGACUCAGAAACGACCACCCGAGAAGACGACCCGACACGACUACCCCGAGACGACGACUCCGAGACGACCACCCGAGACGACGACCAGUGACGACGACCCCAAAACGACGACCAGAGACGACGACCCCGAGACGACGACCCCGAGACGACGACCUCGAGACGACGACCCUGAGACGACGACCAGAGACGACGACCAGAGACGACGACCCCGAGACGACGACCCCGAGACGACGACCCCGAGACGAUGA
This is a messenger RNA of Procambarus clarkii (red swamp crayfish), 2916 nucleotides long. Lineage: Eukaryota; Metazoa; Arthropoda; Malacostraca; Decapoda; Cambaridae. The record is from RefSeq and is a predicted model, not a curated record.